UCCAACUGCGUUCGCUCAACAGGAACUGACGUCUCUCCUCUGUGCAAGUGGAAGGAAAAAUGCAGCUGCCGGAAAAAUGGCUCCAAACACCGCACCGUUAAAAGGUGUUUAGUUGUUUGCUUCUCAACACUUUGGUCAGCGCUGACUUAAAGUCAUCCUACUCAUGGCUCCUUCAACUUGACAGAAUGGCCCAGACUCAGAGUGGUAAUGGGUUCAAGCUGGAUGUCCCCCAGCCAAAGGGGGUCGUGGGAAAAGAGGAGGCCCUUCGUAUGGAAGAAGAGGCUUUAGCAAAACUGCAGAGGGAGAAAAGACACACUCUUUCAGUUUCAACACCCUCAUCUUACUCAAAACCGUCUAAACCUGCUACUACUACUCCUCAGCCUUCACCUUCUCUGAGUAAACCUGACAAAGAUCUUAUUGUCUUUCCGGAAACCAAGAAACAAGCAGAGCAGAACAAGUUUAAGGAUAUUGAUGUAGAUAAACUGACCAUUGAGGAGCUUGAAAAGCUUCUGCUUGAUGAAAACUUUAGCGUUAACAGCAAAGUGACUCGCCCUUCAUCGCUGCUCGGGUUUAACCUCAGUGCCUCCUACCCAGGAGGCCAUGCAUGCGGCUCCUCUCUUUUUCCAAGCAGCCAUUGGACGUCUGUUCUUCCUGCUCCAUCUAGUUCCAGUGUAUCCACUCCGACCCAUCAGCCCAGUCCAUUGUUUCCAUCUGCUCCUUUUCCCAAACCAGGCUCAUUUCAAAAUGGGUUCACUCCACCCUUCAUGGGUCUACCUCCACAGCAGCCAUCGUUCAUGACUUUACCAGCCAUCCAGCCGGCUGCUGCGCUGGUCUUCCCGCAGCCAACCGUAGACCCAGAGAUGGCCAAACUGUUCGACAAGAUUGCCAGCACUUCAGAAUACUUGAAAAAUGGGAGAUCAGCCAGUGCUGAUCCAGAUUCUUCUCAAGUAGACGCAGUCUCUCUGGCACCCAACCCCCCAUCCCAACAGCCAUCAGUGAUGGAGUCAUCUCACAUCAGCCGCUUCGACUGGCUGGAUCUGGACCCACUUACAAAACCCAAAGCUGAGAACGAGGAUGUGUCCCUUACACCUGGAGGAGCUGCACAAACAGAACCAGGAGUUUCUGCUGGGGAUCCUUGGGACGCAGUGCUCGAAACAGAAGGGAACAACAGUAGCAGCAGUCCUCCUCUGGAUGGGAACUUUUCACAAACUGUUCGCUCACAGCAAAGGAGAGCAUCAACUGGAGUGCCUGUCACUAGGAGUCACUCACUCAACAUCCCGGGAACGUUGUCCCAGCACAAAGAAAACAAUCAGGAUAAGGGAAAAGGAAAAGGUUUGGUGAAGAAUGCUGCUUUGGAGGAACAGGAUGCUCAGAACCAAGAGAGCGUUGCUUUCUGUAAAGACAUCGCAAGCCUGCGUUCCAAAUUUCCUCAUGAUGACAUGACAACCAACCCAGGCUUUGUCCUCAGCCCGGUCAUCUCCCAGAGAGAUGGUGGCGGAGCCAGCAGCUACUCUGUCAAAGUUUCUAUUGAAAUCUCUGACUCUCAGCAGCCUGUAACUUUCACCUGUGAUGUGAGUUCUCCUGUCGAGCUGUUAAUCAGUCAGACUCUCUGCUGGGUCCACGAUGACCUGGACAAGGUGGACUUCUCCAGUUAUUUGCUUAAAGUCUGUGGUCGAGAGGAAGUGCUACAGAACAAACACAGCCUGGGAAGCCACGAUUAUGUCCAGAACUGCCGGAAGUGGGAGAAUGAGAUCACAUUACAACUGCUCUCUCACUCAACUAUGAGGAGGGACUUGGCGCGCAGUGCAGAAGAUGACAACUCUCCAAUAGAUUUAGAGAAGCACCUCAGCCACAUGGAGAGGCCUUUUAGGGAGAAUGUCACCAGACAAGGCCUUGCUGACUAUUUGGAGGGCUAUCGCAGUCAAGUCAACGUCUGCUUACAGAAUGAGAGUAACCAGUACAAGGCCGUGGACCGGGUGGUGCAGUCUGUGAGGAACUUGUGCUGUGCUCUGGAUGAGGUGGAGACUCAGGCCAUUACAGAUGCAGUCAAAAGACUACGCCACUCUGUCAAUUUACCCAGGACACAUUCACCCAAGCUGGGGUCAACAUCACCUGGUCAGUCAUCAAAUACUGGCCCCAGUUCUGUGGAGGAGAGCUUGGCCUUGUUGACAAAGGGAGUCUACGACCUGGCUAAGCUCUACCUGCGCUCUUUUUGUCCUCCAUCUACAUCCACCAACUCCCCUCCUGUUGCUCAAUGUGGGGAUGAAGGGCAAUCUGUGGAGGGGACAAGCUGCAAAGAAGCUUCUGGCACCACAGAUCACAUCCAGUUCACUCUGUUUGCCUUGCACGGCAUCCCAAGCAAUUGGGUCAGCAGUUUUGAGAAGUACUUCCUGAUGUGUUCGCUCACCCACAAUGGGAAGAACCUUUUUAAGCCGGUUCAUUCUAAGAGAGUGGGCACGUACAAAAGCUUCUUCUACCACAUCAAAUGGGAUGAGCUGAUUAUUUUCCCCAUGGCGGUUGCUGUGCUUCCACUAGAGUCCAUACUCAGCUUGACCCUGUUUGGAGUUCUGAACCAGAAUGCCAGCAGCUCACCUGAUUCCAACAAACAGAGGAAAGCUCCAGAGCUUCUGGGCAAAGUCUCCAUGCCUCUCUUUGACUUCAGAAGAGUACUUGCGGGAGGCUCCAGGUUGUUAUGUUUGUGGACGUCUCCACAGGGAGCUGCUGCUGCCGGUCCUGCAAGCAACCGCAAGAGGGGAUCCACAGAAAGAAUCAUACUACAGGUGGACUUCCCAGAAUCAGCAGUGGAUGUUUUAUACGUUGGACCCAAAGAGAAGCCCAAUCCUGAGCCCCACACACUGGAGGAACUGGAUCCAGACCUCAAACGGAAGCUGGAGAAAAUCUGCAGCCGAGCCUCCAACUUUGGAUUGAAGCGGUCUGAUCACCAACUCCUAUGGGACCAUCGGCUCCACUGUCGGAGGGACCACCCCAGCAGCCUCCCCAAAGUGUUAGCCAGCGCCCCCAGCUGGGACUGGGCCAGCAUGGCUCACAUCCACUCCUUGCUGCACCACUGGCCCGCCCUGCCCCUAGUCACUGCACUGGAGCUGCUUGACUCAAAGUUUGCAGAUACUGAAGUGAGAAGUGUGGCAGUAAGCUGGAUUGAGGAAAGCAGUGAUGAUGAGCUGGCUGACUACCUUCCUCAGCUCGUACAGGCAAUAAAGUUUGAGUGUCACCUAAAGAAUGCUCUGGUCAUGUUCCUGUUAUCCAGAGCACAAGGCAACAUCAUCAUAGCCCACCACCUGUACUGGCUGCUGAAGGAUGCCAUGCAGGACCCUGCCUGGUGGUGGCGCUAUGAGCAGGUUAUGGGUUCCCUGCUGUGUCUGUGUGGAAGUAAACUGAGGGCCGAACUGGAGAAACAGACUAACCUGGUCACUUUGCUGGGAAUUGUGGCUGAGAGGGUCCGGCAGGCUGGGGGGUCCACACGGCAGGUCGCCCUCCAGGAGGGACUUGAGAAUGUUCAGAACUUAUUCCAGAGAAACCGCUGCAGACUUCCUCUCAGUCCCAGUCUGGUGGCUAAAGAGCUGAACAUGAAGGCCUGUUCCUUCUUCAGCUCCAACGCAGUUCCCCUAAAGCUGGCCUUGGUUAAUGCCGACCCUCUGGGAGAGGAGAUCAACGUCAUGUUUAAGGUGGGAGAAGACCUGAGGCAGGACAUGCUGGCUCUGCAGAUGAUUCGCAUUAUGGACCGUAUCUGGUUGCAGGAGGGGCUGGAUCUCCGCAUGGUACACUUUAAAUGUGUCUCCACUGGCAAGGACAGAGGUAUGGUGGAGCUGGUGCCGUUCUCUGACACCCUCAGAAAGAUUCAGGUAGAAUAUGGAGUCACCGGAUCUUUCAAGGAUAAGCCUCUGGCAGAAUGGCUUCGCAAAUACAAUCCUGCUGAGGAUGAAUAUGAGAAGGCAUCAGAGAACUUCAUUUACUCCUGCGCUGGCUGCUGCGUAGCGACCUACGUACUUGGUAUCUGUGAUCGCCACAAUGACAACAUCAUGCUGCGCUCCACUGGCCACAUGUUUCACAUUGACUUUGGGAAGUUCCUGGGUCAUGCUCAGAUGUUUGGCAGCUUCAAAAGAGACCGAGCUCCAUUUGUUUUGACCUCUGACAUGGCGUAUGUCAUCAACGGAGGCGAGCGUCCCACUAGUCGCUUCCAGCUGUUUGUAGACCUCUGCUGCCAGGCUUACAACCUCAUCCGCAAGAACUCUGGGCUUUUCCUCAACUUGCUGUCUUUGAUGACAUCCUCAGGCCUGCCAGAGCUGACCGGCUCUCAGGAUCUGAAGUAUGUGUUUGAUGCCCUUCAGCCCCACAACACAGAUGCUGAAGCCACCAUCUUCUUCACAAGGCUGAUUGAAUCCAGUCUUGGAAGCAUAGCCACCAAGUUUAACUUCUUCAUCCACAACCUCGCUCAGCUCCGAUUCUCUGGCCUUCCUACCAACGAUGAGCCGAUCCUGUCUUUCUCCCCAAAGACGUACACGAUGAAGCAGGAGGGAUGCAUUGUCCAUGCCUCCAUCUUCUCCUUCCAGAAGAGAUACAGUCCUGACAAGCACUAUACCUACGUGGUGAGGAUCCUCAGGGACGGUCAGACUGAGCCUCAGUUUGUUUUUCGUACUUUUGACGAGUUUCAGGAGCUUCACAACAAACUGACCAUCCUUUUUCCUCUUUGGAAGCUGCCAUGUUUUCCUAAUAAAAUGGUUCUCGGCCGCACCCAUAUUAAAGAAGUGGCAGCCAAGAGGAAGUUGGAGCUCAGCAGCUAUGUGCACAACUUGAUGAAGUGCUCAACGGAGGUCACACAGUGUGACCUGAUCUACACAUUCUUUCACCCGAUUGCACGAGACGAGAAGACGGAAGGUUUAGAGGCCACACCCAGAGCACCUGAACCUCCACCGAGUCCAACUGGUCGGGUGGAAGGUGAAAUGAAGCUCUCAAUCUCGUACAGAAACAGCAACCUCUUUAUCAUGGUCAUGCACAUCAAAGAGCUGGUUGCCGAAGAUGGAACAGAACCAAACCCGUAUGUAAAAACCUACCUGCUUCCAGAUCCACACAAGACUUCCAAACGCAAGACGAAGAUCACCAGGAAAACCAGAAAUCCCACUUUUAAUGAGAUGCUGGUGUACAGCGGCUACAGCAAAGAAACACUGGGCCUGCGAGAACUCCAACUGAGCGUGCUCAGUGCUGAAUCACUACGUGAGAAUUACUUUCUGGGUGGAAUCAGGCUCAGACUCAAAGACUUUGACCUCAACAAGGAGACGGUCAAGUGGUACAAACUGACAACCGUGCCCUACUUCUGACCCCUGACAUUCCGGAGCCGAUGCAUUUAGAUCAUGUGGGAACCGCUGCAGGGGCGACCUUACUUGAAAAUACUGGUCACCUCAGCUUUUACUUAAAAAACAGGCUUCUCCCAAACUUCUAUGGGUUUGAAUUGGUCUCAUAUUUUCAUAGAGAUGGUUAACAACAUUAUCACAUUAGAAAUGUAAGCAGAAUGAUUUUACCUUGUAACAACUGACCAUUUGCUUCACAUGACUGGUGUUGUUAGGGGCUGUGCUCAUGGCUUGAAAUCAUGUGUUAUACAUUAUCACACCCUCAGUGACCCGAUUCUGUUGAACUUUAUGAGAUUUCUUAUUCUUAUGCCGCUCUACAGGUUAUUCCCAUAUGACAUGAAUGUGUCUAGAUAAUGAACAAACCCUGAAAAAGAAGCCGCCUUUGUUUUCAUUUUUCUCACUUUGACACUAAAACAAUCUGGACUUGUUUUAAACAAUCUCCUUCUUUUGUCCCUUUUCUUAAGUGUAAUAGAGACUAAUAAUCUUUUGACACAACAGGACCAAAACAGAUUACAUUCAGAAGAGGAUUUUAAUAGACUGAUGUUUUGUAAGAAUAAAAACGGGGGAAGAUUUGUACAAAACAACGUGUCCAGCUUUUCAGCUAACAUCUCUACAUGGACUAGCACAUCCAAACAGAUCAGAGAAAAUUCACUCAUUUACAGAUUCCCGCUCAAAAAAUGUGCCAAAAUUACCAAAAAUCCAAGCAGUCUCCCUUGUAGGGAGCAUAUCAGGGUGCCUUUUUCACUCUCUCUUCUGUGAUGACCAACUUAGCCUUAUUAUUAAAUGUACUUUCUUAAUGUAAAAUGUACUUAUUAGAGAAAAUUAUAUUCUAUAGGACUUUAUUCAUAUUUCCUCCAGGGCCAGUCUGGAGUCGCACCAGAACAAAGAUUUUGUACCAGGGUUUUUUGUCCCUAAAUCAGAACUUGGCCCUUCUGUCCUGCUUAUUCCUGCUGGUUUCACACAUUGCAUCUUAAAGGGGAAACGGUAUCAUGUUCUUGUGUGUGUUCAGAUUAAUGAUUGAGGUUGCCGAAUGAAUCACGAGUCACUUCAUAUGGUUCAGAAAGUGAACCCCUCCUGGAAUCAGGACAUCGAGGCUACAGUGGGGCAAAAAAGUAUUUAGUCAGCCACCGAUUGUGCAAGUUCUCCCACUUAAAAUGAUGACAGAAGUCAGUAAUUUACAUCAUAGGUUCACUUCAACUGUGAGAGACAAAAUGUGAAAAAAAAUCCAUGAAUUCACAUGGCAGGAUUUUUAAAGAAUUUAUUUGUAAAUCAGGGUGGAAAAUAAGUAUUUGGUCACUUCAAACAAGGAAAAUCUCUGGCUCUCACAGACCUGUAACGUCUUCUGCCCAAAUGUGGUGUCAUGAUGCAGUGGCAAACGGUCAGCAGGAACUACUGCUGAAGUCCAGGAGCAGCAAGGUUUUAUAAAAUAUUCUGAAUGUUCAAUAACUGAUGUAAAGCUUCUUUACGAAAAGGGAACAAACUCCUGUGCAAAGUAAAACCUGCUUUCCUCAACACAGAACUAUAAAUCCGAGGUUAUUUUGAUGUUUCAUUUAUUGUGAGGGUUUUUACAGAUCUUUAAGACACGUAUGUCACGCUAUAAAUAUUACUGCCUUGAUUUUAGUAACUGUACAAAGACAACUAAGAGUUUGUUUUAACAUGGCCAGUUAUUUAUUUUAAUUGGUAACCUCUAGCCUGAAUGAAUUAGUGUGUACUGUAAUCCCUCAAUUUCAUAAAGCAAAAUAAAUGUUUUUGGGACAAAUGUAAA
Nothobranchius furzeri (turquoise killifish) is the source of this 7128-nucleotide messenger RNA. RefSeq names its product phosphatidylinositol-4-phosphate 3-kinase, catalytic subunit type 2 alpha (gene pik3c2a). Gene Ontology annotation, cellular component: phosphatidylinositol 3-kinase complex; cytoplasm; plasma membrane. The record is from RefSeq and is a predicted model, not a curated record. Gene Ontology annotation, biological process: cell migration; phosphatidylinositol-mediated signaling; phosphatidylinositol-3-phosphate biosynthetic process. Gene Ontology annotation, molecular function: 1-phosphatidylinositol-4-phosphate 3-kinase activity; 1-phosphatidylinositol-3-kinase activity; phosphatidylinositol binding. Lineage: Eukaryota; Metazoa; Chordata; Actinopteri; Cyprinodontiformes; Nothobranchiidae.